Molecule: messenger RNA, 363 nt
Organism: Dentiscutata heterogama
Lineage: Eukaryota; Fungi; Glomeromycota; Glomeromycetes; Diversisporales; Gigasporaceae
Source: the annotation of a GenBank genome assembly
AUGACUCAAGAGUAUUUGAAUAAUCCCGACGAAGAUAUUGUUUACGAAAUACCUGACGACGAUCAAAUUAUUUCAGACCUUGUUGAAACAUUUGGAGAAAGAUCUAGUGAAAUGGAAGGUAAUCCCGAAGAAGUAGACGAUAGCGUUGAAAAAGAAAUCAUAAGUCCGAAUGAUGCUUUGAAAAGCCUAGAAAAUAUACGCACUUUCUUGUUUCAGCAAGAAAGUGCAAGCGAAUGUAUAAAACUAGUUAGUGUUAUUGAAAAAUUUAUCAAUGUAAAAAAAAAAGAUUCGAUGAAGCAAUCCACGAUCAGUCGAUAUUUUAAUGAAGUAUCACAAUCAACAGAUCAAGAUGAUUGGAUGUAA